UCCCGUGCGCCUCCCGGAAGUUGCCAGCCUGGAGCUGAACGCGGUUCCUCGCCGGGCUUGGUUAUAGUCUCCUGGGGAGAGGUCCGGGCGGGGAGAGAGCGUCCGGGCCCGGGCUGGAUCCCGACAUUCACAUGCGCGGCGCGGAGCGGAGCGAGACCUAGUGACGAUGGCAGGGCCGCAGCCCUUGGCGUUGCAGCUGGAACAAUUGUUGAACCCGCGACCGCGCGAGGCGGAUCCUGAGGCCGACCCGGAGGAGGCCACUGCUGCCAGAGUGAUUGACAGGUUUGAUGAAGGGGAAGAUGGGGAAGGUGACUUCCUGGCUGUGGGUAGCAUUAGAAAACUGGCAUCAGCCUCCCUCUUGGACACAGAUAAAAGAUAUUCCGGCAGGACAACCUCUAGAAAAGCUUGGAAGGACGAUCAUUGGGAGCAUCCACUGUCAGGUUCAUCUGACAAGGAAAUAUCUGAUGAAGAGUCUGGAGAUGGUGAUUCAGAGGGACUGGGUAUGGAGGAAUUCGAUGAGGCUGCCAUGAGUGCUGAGGAAGAGGAGUGUAGUAGUAAUAGGGACAGUAGUCUGGCCUGGAGGAAGGGGAGCACAGUCCACUCUGGGAAGGCGCCAGGCUUCAGUGUCCAGAACAUCAAAGACUUUGAAAAAUUUACCGAGGGAAUGGAUGACCUCGGUAGCAGUGAGGAGGAGGAAGACGAAGAAGAGGAGAGUGGCAUGGAAGAAGGGGAUGGUGAGGAAGACUUCGAGGGUGAGAGUGAGGAAGAUAGGGCUGAAGACAGGAACAGUGAAGAUGAUGGUGUGGUGAUGACCUUCUCCAGCGUCAAAGUUUCCGAGGAAGUGGAAAAAGGCAGAGCCGUGAAGAAUCAGAUAGCAUUGUGGGACCAGCUCUUGGAAGGAAGGAUCAAACUACAAAAAGCUCUGUUGACUACCAAUCAGCUUCCUCAACCAGAUGUUUUCCCUAUUUUCAAGGACAAAGGUGGCCCAGAAUUUGCCAGCGCCCUAAAAAAUAGUCACAAGGCACUUAAAGCAUUGUUGAGGUCAUUGGUAGAUCUUCAGGAAGAGCUGCUUUUCCAGUACCCAGACACUAGAUAUCUAGUAGGUGGAACAAAGCCCAAACCGGAUAGUGAGGAAGAGAUUUCCAGUGAAGAUGAAGAGCUAGUAGAAGAGAAGAAGAAGCAGAGAAAGCCCCCACCAAAGAGGAAGCUGGAGAUGGAUGACUAUCCCAGCUUCAUGGCAAAGCGCUUUGCUGACUUUACAGUCUAUAGGAACCGCAUACUUCAGAAGUGGCAUGAUAAAACGAAGCUGGCUUCCGGAAAACUUGGGAAGGGUUUUGGUGCCUUUGAACGCUCAAUCUUGACACAGAUCGAUCAUAUUCUGAUGGAUAAAGAAAGAUUACUUCGAAGGACACAGACCAAGCGCUCUAUAUACCGAGUUCUUGGCAAACCUGAACCAGUAGCGCCGCCUGUCCCAGAAAGUUUGCCAGGACAGCCGGAGAUCCUUCCUGAAGCCCCUGCCAACGCCCACCUCAAGGACUUGGAUGAAGAAAUCUUUGAUGAUGAUGACUUUUACCACCAGCUUCUUCGAGAACUCAUAGAACGGAAGACCAGCUCAUUGGAUCCCAAUGAUCAGGUGGCCAUGGGAAGGCAGUGGCUUGCAAUCCAGAAGUUACGAAGCAAAAUUCACAAGAAAGUGGAUAGGAAAGCCAGCAAAGGAAGGAAACUUCGGUUUCAUGUCCUUAGCAAGCUACUGAGCUUCAUGGCACCUAUUGACCAUACUACAAUGAAUGAUGAUGCCAGGAAGCUGUAGUGAUGCCUUUCUUCUGCCUGCAGUAAAACUAGGAACCAUAAACCCUACUAUUUCCUACAAUAGGACUGUCCCGGGGGCUCAGACAGAAUCCCAUAACUUACGGUAGCAGAUUUCUCUGAGGGCAAAAAAAAGAAUGACAUUGCUCAGUUAUGUAAUGUCACAGUUGUCUUCAAAUUUUCUGUCCCAGAAUCUGUUUUUUGUUUUGUUUUUUUUUCAGGAUAAAGAUUAAAACAAAUUCUCUGGGAAAAAAGAACACACAGCAUGGCUAAUAGAUGCCUAUCACUAAAUGUCUUUUCCUACCAGUAGCCACAAUAAGGAUUAGAGGGUCACUUCUUGGUGCAAAGCCAGGGUCUAGACUCAGCCAGUCUUUGCACUUGAGAGACAGAGCACACACUAUCUAUCACUGUUUGAGGGACCAACAAAAAGUGAUGGUUUUAAGGCUUUAAGCCCAAACACGGAACAGAUUCUAUGUCAGCCCUUCAGCGGCAGCAGAGAUGGCUUUUGAACAUUGCAACACUUUCUUCUCUCAAGGGCACUGCAGAUUUUAUCACCCGCCCCACACUAAACUAGGUCCUGCUGAGCCUGCAGAAUAUGGAAGGAGGUUUCAAAGCCACAUUACAGGAUCACCCGCCCUUCUCUCCUCUCCUCGGCUGUCCUGGCCUGAGAGCUCAGGGAAAGCUGUCUUUUGUACAAGCCUCAGUUCUUGGGUUUAGUUGGCUCCCAGUGCCUCAGGCAGCCUCUUCCUGAGCCAUGGAGCUGGGAUGUCCUCAGCACUUGAUUUCCAGCCAGGAAAUCUAUGUACACACAAUCA
This is a messenger RNA of Pteropus alecto (black flying fox), 2621 nucleotides long. It is a transcript of the gene AATF, whose product is annotated as apoptosis antagonizing transcription factor. The transcript is spliced from 12 exons. The record is from RefSeq and is a predicted model, not a curated record. Lineage: Eukaryota; Metazoa; Chordata; Mammalia; Chiroptera; Pteropodidae. Gene Ontology annotation, biological process: regulation of transcription by RNA polymerase II. Gene Ontology annotation, cellular component: nucleolus; nucleus. Bases 167 to 1810 code for a protein of 547 amino acids.